UCGGCGGCGGCACCGGGAUGAGCGGCAAGGAAGGAUCGGGUGGUUUCAGAAAACGAAAGCAUGACAAUUUUCCACAUGGUCAAAGAAGAGAGGAAAAAGAGAAUGUUAAUCCAUCUUCAGCUUUGAUGACAUCUUUUAAAUCAUUUCAGCUGGAGCUUGACACCAGGCAUGAUAAAUAUGAACGGCUUGUGAAGCUCAGUCGUGAUAUAACUAUCGAAAGCAAAAGAACAAUAUUUCUGCUCCACAGGUUUACCAGUGCUCCCAAUGGGGAAGAAAUACUAAAUGAAUCUGAAAUCAAGCUAGAUGCUGUCCGACGGAAAAUUAAGCAGGUUGCACAAGAACUGAUUGGAGAAGACAUGUAUCAGUUCCACAGAGCUAUAUCUCCAGGACUUCAAGAAUAUGUUGAGGCAGUCUCAUUUCAGUAUUUUAUCAAAACACGAUCUUUGAUUAGUGUUGAAGAGAUCAACAAACAACUAAUAUUUACAGCAGAAGAGAGAGAAGAAACAACAAAUACGACCACCAAUUCCCAUGAUAAACAACCGCACACUUGGAGCCUGAAGGUAACACCUGUAGAUUACCUGCUGGGAGUGGCUGAUCUAACUGGAGAGCUGAUGCGGCUAUGCAUCAGCAGUGUUGGAAAUGGUGACAUAGACACGCCUUUUGAACUGAGCCAGUUCUUACGUCAGAUUUAUGAUGGUUUUACUUUCAUUGGCAACACUGGACCUUACGAAGUAUCUAAGAAGCUGUAUACCUUGAAACAGAGUCUGGCAAAAGUAGAGAAUGCCUGCUACACGUUAAAAGUACGGGGAUCUGAAAUCCCAAAGCACAUGCUGGCUGAUGUGUUCUCCACCAAAACAGAAUUGAUUGACCAAGAGGAGGGUCUGUCUUAAAAUAAGGGGACUGUUGCAAGUCUGAAGGGAAGAGGACUUGGAGAAAGCCUUUUAGUUACGGUUUGUGGGGUUUUGGCCCUUCUCAAAGCUUUUUAGGUAGAGACAUUUUUAGUUUUAUCUAUGAGAAAAUUGUUUGCAGUGGUAAUUCGUAACCAAAAAUACUUUUUAUGAUGUGCAAGAGAACAAAUGUUUGACUUUGUCCUCUCAGUAUGGAAUUUCCUGUAUUGCUCCAUUGUAUCUUCUUUCAGAAUGACCAAAAUUUCCACUGCGCUCUACACCAGUGACUGUCAGUUGUGUGAGUCACCUCGAACUGUUAUGUAGUUGCUGUUACCAGUUUUCAGCAAGCACAGCAGUGGGAAAAAAAAUGGUUAGGUACUGUUAUUUAGCAUUAUCCAUAGGUUUCUGCUGGCCCCUGUUUUCUGAGUAUUUGGGUUCUAUACUCAUGUCGUACCUAAAACAAUGCACCUAUGUAUGUGUAAGUUCAUCCAUUGACUUACAACUGAAGUGGUCUCAAAGGUGCCAUGCAACUUAGGUUUUCUCUGAUUAAUGCUUCUGAGCAUGAAACUGAAGCUAAGUCAGCUUUUCACCAAUUGAUAAUGAAGCUAGUUACACCAGGUAAAUAAUACUGUGCACUCAUUAUUUUGGGGCUCUGCUAAAGUUAACACUGGUACUUCACAGUUUUGACAUGAGCUAGAAAAUCCACACCCCCCAUGGAAUGUAUUGGUGUACAUUUUUUGUAAUACAGUUUAAUGCAGAAUCUGACAUCUUUCUGUUUGUAGACGAAAGCAGAAGACCUACCAAGUAUGUUUAACAUGAAUAAUUUGGUGUUAGGAAAAGCAGUUUUUGGCCAAAACAAGUGUGGUGUGGUGUUGGAAGUCUGUUCUCCAUUGUUUGUGCUGCCCUGAGGACCUCCAGUGGGGUUGAACUGGUAUAAGUGAAAAAGGGCUAGCCAAGUUUUAAAUAUCUGUUAGCAGGAACUAUAUUAUGUGCAUGUUCCUAUGGAAAGGAAAUUGCAAACAGAAAUAAGGCAGACAUUCUGACUUCCACAUUUAUCUUUGAGGUGGGUAUGUCACCAUUGGCAAAAAAUCAGGGCUUUCUGCCGGUGUCUGAAGUUAUGAAAGUCUGAUAAUGUACAUUAUGCUAAAGGAAAACAGAUAAAACAACAUGAUCUUUAGACUCCAGGAAAUAGGCCUCCCAACUGCAAUUGAAAAUACUGCAUGUUUUUUAUUUCCACUUCCAUAUGCUGUGAUACUGCCAAUAUUUUUCCCACGAGCAUGUCCUGAGUAGCUGGGAUUAUCUGAUAUAUGGGUAGGAAUGGGUGAAUACAUUUCUGUCACAUUUUUCCAUUGUUCCUACAUAAAGCAGUAUGUGGUGGGUUAAAAAGGAGUGGCUUUUUUCCUAUUGUUUAAUACUAUUUUUUUCA
Molecule: messenger RNA, 2313 nt
Organism: Gavia stellata (red-throated loon)
Lineage: Eukaryota; Metazoa; Chordata; Aves; Gaviiformes; Gaviidae
Gene: TSNAX
Product: translin associated factor X
Exons: 6
Coding region: 18-890 (290 amino acids)
Cellular component (GO): nucleus; cytoplasm
Molecular function (GO): sequence-specific DNA binding; RNA binding; RNA endonuclease activity
Source: RefSeq, a predicted model, not a curated record